Messenger RNA from Mucor mucedo, 975 nucleotides. RefSeq lists its product as uncharacterized. NCBI's taxonomy places the organism in Eukaryota, Fungi, Mucoromycota, Mucoromycetes, Mucorales, Mucoraceae. The coding region runs from base 1 to 975 and encodes 324 amino acids. The transcript has 2 exons. The record is from RefSeq and is a predicted model, not a curated record.
AUGGACUUAAUUCUAAAAGUCUUAAUUGGUCAAAGUGCUGUUGGCUGUUAUGUUUACAGUCCUAGCAAUUCGGCUGAAAAUCACGGAGCUUAUGUGGUUUACGUUCCUACUGUAGCACCCACAGAAAGUUUACCGCCUGUUGUAGUUGCAACACCAAAUAUUCUCAAUAAGCUCGAAACACAGCACCUUAUAAAAAUGUGUGGGAACCUUAUCGACAAGUACCAUGUAGAGCCUGUGGUAUUGACCCUAUCUAUCGAUAAAGUACAAGAAGGAAUAGCCAGGAUGCUCACCGAAACCACGAAAGCACCCUUCAUGAGAAAAUUGCCCUGUCAUUUUUGGGCUCAAGACCAUUGUGUGAUUAGCAAAACUAUACUUCAGAAAUUCCUUACUGCACCUUUACCACCACUAGCUGCACUGGCUUAUGUUCUCAUCUCGCAAGAAGUAACUCCGCUUGGCUUGGAGCAUAAAAAUGAUGCCACUGUACAAAUGUUGUAUGAUAUCAAAAAUAAGACGAUCGAACAGACAUCUCAUCAUGAUGAACUCUUGUUGAAAGUUUGUAAAAACAGUUUGUACCAAUAUAAAAGGAUCCUGGGGGCUCUGGAAGAGGAUAAAAGAGAUACAAAACGGAUACGCUCUUUGGCUAUUGAUGGAUUAUGUUAUGCCGAAACAUAUUUAAAUAAAUACGCACCAGAAGACUCUACAUUAAAUAUAGAAGGGGAUGUAGAAGCCGGUUGCAGCAACAAUGAUAGCAGUAAGUGCUCAACCCCAACUAAGAUUACUACCAGAGCGAAGGGAAAAAUGUCAGAUAUGGAAUGGGCUAAAAAAGUAACCGACGAUUUCAAAAAAAAGAAUGGGAGAAUGAAUUGGCAAGCUUGUUUCGACAUGGGACGCGAAGCUGGCUAUUUCAGUAAUUAUGCAAACGUGAAUAGCCUCAAAAACUCAUACAAUAGGAUGAAGAUGAAAAAUGGAUUGUAA